Molecule: messenger RNA, 1750 nt
Organism: Solanum verrucosum
Lineage: Eukaryota; Viridiplantae; Streptophyta; Magnoliopsida; Solanales; Solanaceae
Product: protein PHLOEM PROTEIN 2-LIKE A10
Exons: 1
Coding region: 373-1656 (427 amino acids)
Source: RefSeq, a predicted model, not a curated record
CAAACAAAAAUAGCCCUCUCAGUAUUUUGCUUGGUCAAUCUAAACAGCCACUCAACUUCUCCCAUUUCCAUUCUUUUUACAAUCGUCACAGGUUAGUUUCCUUAACGACCAUUUCAAUAUUUUUCUGCAAAUCAAUUGAAAAAUCAUUGCUAUAUUCAAUUGGCCAUUGAUUUUUCAAUUGUGUCAGAAAAAAAACGAAACCCUAGGUUCCCCGAUCUUCGAAAUUCAUGUUUAUAUCAAUAUUCUCAAUUGUAGGUAUCUUUAAAGAUUCAAUUUUUCACUGUGGGGUUUCCUUAAUUUGAGCUCUAGGGAGUUUUCUUGGGUUUUUAUUAGUGGGGUUUGCUUAGUAUUGUAUAAAGUUUCAAUCUUUAGAUGGAUCUUGAUGUGUUGAAGAAAAGUUUGAACUUUGGUCAGAAGAAGAGGAAGUGGAUAAUUCUUCUUGGAUUAGUUGGUUUAUCUAGUUAUGGUGCAUAUAGGGUGUAUCAUAUGCCUUCUGUGGUGAAGAGAAGGAAGAGGGUUAUGAGGCUGUUGGGAGCUUUUGUGUCAAUGGCUGAAAUGGUUUCUGAUUCAUCUGAAGCUGUUAGUGUUGUGUCUAAGGAUUUAAAGGAGUUUUUACAGUCUGAUUCUGAUGAACUUCCUAGGAGUUUGAGGCAGUUAUCUAAAAUUGCAAGAUCUGAAGAAUUUACCAAUUCUGUGGUUAAGGUUUCCCAGGCUCUAACAGUUGGGAUUUUAUGGGGAUAUGGGGGUGAAAGUAAGAGGGAGAUUGAGGAGGUGGGCAGUUCAAGUAUUGUUGAUAAGGUUAUGGAUAGAAUGAUGAGUACUGUUGGGACUGGGUUUGUUUCUGUUGUUGUUGGUAGUUUUGCUAGGAACUUGGUUUUGGGUUUCUAUCCGAACAGUGGGUCGGAUGAGGGGUUGAAUGGGAAUUACCAAUCUGGGGUCUCGUUAAUGAAGUCGAAUUCAUCAGAGGUGCCAAGAUGGGUAGAUGUGGUUUGUGCUGAUAGAUGUAAACUAAUGAUUGCUGAUUGUAUCCAGACAUUUGUGAGCACUGCUGUUGCUGUUUACCUUGAUAAAACAAUGCAUAUAAACGUAUAUGAUGAUUUGUUUUCUGGGUUGACCAAUCCGAAGAAUCAAGCUAAUGUGAAGGACUUUCUAGUUUCUGUUUGUAAUGGGGCUGUUGAAACACUAGUGAAGACGUCUCAUCAAGUGAUGACAGCUUCGGGAUCUGAUUCUGAUUUGAAUUUGAACUCUGCUUGUUCCAUAGUUGAUCAAAGUGAAUAUUUGACUCAAGCAAGUGAGGAGGCACUUGAGCAAGUGCCUCCAAGAAAGAUUAAAGAUAUGAAUCAACCGAUUGAUCUACAAAGUAAUGGAUGGCUGACUAGUGUGUCAUCAACAUUGGCAGUUCCAAGCAAUAGGAGGUUUGUACUUGAUGUGACUGGCAGGGUGACAUUUGAAACCGUUAGAUCCAUCGUGGAGUUUUUCACUUGGAAGCUAUCAGAGAACUUGAAAAGAAGUGUUAAUGUCGUCCAUGAAGAAGUUGUGGAGAGAGGGCUGGAUGUCAUUACUCAUAUCAAUGCUAAAUCUUAUGUAAUUCUUACAGUAUGCCUCGCAUUAUUUUUACAUAUCCUUGGCAGUACUCAAGCUUUAUUGCCUGCCUAAAAGUUAGUGAUCUCCUUAGAUCUAUUAUCUUAGAAGCUUAUAUGUUCUGUAGUCUGGGAAAUAUGUACAUGCAUUUGUCAUACCUAUUAUUGAA